AUGGCCAACAAUAUCACUCUCAAUUGUAUCGUUAUUCUUAAUAACCCAGAUAAUCAACUUUCAGCCAAUAACGUUUCCCUCAAAAUUAUAAUUUCCAGAAAUGAGACUGUUGAUAAUCUCCAAACUGCAAUUCAGAAUCAGUUAGAAUCUAACAUUCCUCUUGAUAUUCGUCAAAUUUGUCAACCUGGACCUGAUAUUAAUAUGUCUCGCAAAUCUAGAAAUAACAGACGUAAAACUCAAGGAGAACAUAUAAUUAUCAUAAACAGAAAUACUCAAGAUACGAAAGCGGUAUUUGACUAUGAAGAGCUUAUUUUUUCCAGAAAAAUUGGUGAUCAUUAA
Molecule: messenger RNA, 339 nt
Organism: Entrophospora candida
Lineage: Eukaryota; Fungi; Glomeromycota; Glomeromycetes; Entrophosporales; Entrophosporaceae
Source: the annotation of a GenBank genome assembly